Pistacia vera is the source of this 903-nucleotide messenger RNA. RefSeq names its product UDP-glycosyltransferase 71K1-like. The coding region runs from base 1 to 903 and encodes 300 amino acids. The transcript is spliced from 4 exons. NCBI's taxonomy places the organism in Eukaryota, Viridiplantae, Streptophyta, Magnoliopsida, Sapindales, Anacardiaceae. The record is from RefSeq and is a predicted model, not a curated record.
AUGUUGGCAGAUCUCAUAGAAGUUCCUUAUGUAGACCCUCCUUUAUUGCAAAAAUCUAAAGUUUCCAGAGAAAAACUUGCGACUGAUCAUAGAGGGAGUUACAAACCUUAUGUUAAAGAAGCUAUUAUUAAGAAUGUUCUUUUAAACACUAACUCAGCUCCACUUGUUGGGUUGGUGUUUGAUAUGUUUUGUUCAUCAAUUGUAGAUGUGGGAAAUGAACUCGGUGUUCCUUCUUAUUUGUUCUUCACUUGUAAUGCAGAUUUUCUUGGUCUCAUGUUGUACCUUCCAGGUCGAGAUGAUGAAGUUGGAAGAGAGUUUGAAGAGUUUGAUUCUGAUUAUAUAAUUCCUGGUUAUGUUAAUCCAAUUCCUAGCAGAAAUUUUCCUUUGUUUUUGUUUAACAAGUAUGGUGGUUAUGAUACAUUUGUGAAGCAUGGAAGAAGAUUCAAGGAGACCAAAGGGAUUUUUGUCAACACAUUUGAGGAGUUGGAGGCUCAUGUUGUUAAGUGUUUGUUGAAUGAUUUUGAUCAUAUGCCACCUAUUUACACAGUUGGACCGAUGAUUGAUCUCAAGAGUGAGAGUGACAAGGGAGCUUUGGAGAAGAGCAAGCGAAACAAUUGCAGUCGGAUUGGAGCAAAGUGGGGUGAGGUUCUUGUGGUCAAUACUGGGACUUCACUUGGGAAGAUUUCCACUUGGGGAACUUACACUUGGGGUCGAGAUGAGGAGAUGGAAGACUGGGCCUUGGUCCUGGUCCAGGCUAAUGAGGGAGGGGGACUUAGUAUCCCUUCUAAGGUCAAGCAUUACCUGUAUCUGUGGCUGGGUUUCUUGUGGUGUUUUUACAACAGUGCUGACAGAGGAAGGGCAACUUUGGAUGGGGAGUUGCACAAUUUGGAAUCACUCUCUUAA